Lymnaea stagnalis (great pond snail) is the source of this 561-nucleotide messenger RNA. NCBI's taxonomy places the organism in Eukaryota, Metazoa, Mollusca, Gastropoda, Lymnaeidae. The record is from the annotation of a GenBank genome assembly.
CUGCAGAUUACGUCAGUAGGAAAUGCCACUUUCAAAGGAUGUAUUGACCUUAGCUAUAGUAAACAGCUCUACCAAGACUUAAAGAAAAACCAGCCGUCAGUGAAUCUGGUCAAUUCCUUUCAUUUACUUUGUCUUGUUACCCCUUAUAACAUUGCUGACUCAGUGGUGCCAGACUGGAAAACAUACUGAAAUCAGUAUUACAAGCUAACGGAAAUUGACCUGAAAACUGCUCAAACCAUAGGGGUACAUGUGAACUACCUCUGCUUGAGAGACGCUGGCUCUGGGCACAGACCAAGAUCAGAAGUCUAUGUUUCAUUGAUGCUCUGGAAACUAUGGAACCAUAACUCUGUAUGGGACGUGGCAGAAGCAUUUUCUCAGAAUCGUGGUUUUAUUCAGAAUCUGCGCUCCCUAACAGUAGCUUAUGCUUCAUGCAUUUUUCAUUAGUGUAAAGAGUUGGAUGAGUUCUGGAGCUACCAAGUCUACUUUGAUUAUUUUAUUAAAAAUUUAGCUCACUGUGUGAGCAUAGACUUACGACCACUGAUGGAAAUCCUUGGCGUUGAA